Molecule: messenger RNA, 513 nt
Organism: Dentiscutata heterogama
Lineage: Eukaryota; Fungi; Glomeromycota; Glomeromycetes; Diversisporales; Gigasporaceae
Source: the annotation of a GenBank genome assembly
UUAAGGAACAUGAAUAAGGAAGCGCGGCAAAAGAAUCCUACAAUGAAAGCAGCUACUUACAGCACAAAUAAUCCAUACAUAGGAAACAACGUGCAUGAAAUGCAAGAUCUACACAACCAACAAGAGCACAUUAAUUCGGGUAACACCCCAGAUCCAUCCACGAAGGAUGUAACUUUUCCCAUCGGUGCCCCAGUAGAAGAAAAAGAGAAAAUGGCUCCUGAAACAAGUUCUUCCAAUAAAGCAACCAAGACAAUGAACGUCAAGUUUCAGGAAAAAGAUCUAAAUGUAAGCCAAGAGCCAACAUCAGCCGUCCACACACAAGCGAGCUCUACGUCAGAGAUCUCUGCAAAUAGUAUGGACGAAGACCCAAAAGAUAUUCCGGUACCUACACAAGAGACAUCAGGUGAUGGUUUCACCCUGGUUACAAAUAGAAAAAAAGAUAAUAGAAAAGAGAAAAGUCCCGUAGCAGCCCACGAUAGACAGAGCCCUUACAAAAGGCCCAAGAGAACGGAG